AUCUUCUGACAGCUAUUUAUUUAUAAGCAAUUUCUGAGUUCUGUGACCUAACUCUCGAAGUUUAUUUUAUUCUUCAGCAUUUUUUUAAAAAGAUUAUCAGUAUUAAUAUUUAUAUUGGAUAACAACUUAUAUUUCACAAGAUGAAGUUUGCUAUACCUGAAAUAUCAUGGCAUAACAGAGAUCCAGUUUUAAGUGUAGACAUUCAGCCCAAAACAAAUGCAAGUGAACCACUGCGGUUAGCUACCGGGGGCACAGAUUCUCAUGUUGUGAUAUGGUAUUUAUCAAAAACAAUAACCGGUUCAGUGAAAUUAGAAGUCGCUACUGAUCUCACCAGGCAUCAAAAAGCCGUUAAUGUAGUGAGAUGGUCGCCCAAUGGUGUCUACUUAGCAUCUGGAGAUGAUGAAUCUAUCAUAUUUAUAUGGAAGCAAAAGACUGAGGAGCCAAUAGCACCACCCUUAGAGGGAGAGGAGCAGUAUAAAGAGACUUGGGUUAUACAUAAAACUUUAAGGGGUCACAUGGAGGAUGUUCUGGACAUCAGUUGGAGUAGUUCAUCACUACAUUUGGCAUCCGGCUCAGUAGACAACAAGCUGAUUGUCUGGGAUGUGGCGAGAGCUCGAUCUAGUGGUAUUGUCUCUGAUCAUAAAGGCUUUGUCCAGGGAGUAGCAUGGGACCCUCAAGGACAGCUGAUAGCCACAGCUAGCUCGGAUAGAGUUUUCCGAACAUUUGAUGUGGGGACUAAGAAAGUGUUGUCUCGUAGCAGUAAGGCUAUUCUACCGUUCCCUAAGGAGCAUACCCUACAUGAAGUGAAGGUCCGCCUCUACCAUGACGACACUCUACAGACGUACUACAGGAGAUUACAUUUCAGUCCCGAUGGAAUGUUCAUUGCUGUGCCGGCCGGAAGAAUAGAACCAGAACAAGGCAAACUGGACAUUAAACCAAUGAAUGCUGUUUACAUUUACACUAGACACUCUCUCAAAACUCCUGCGUGUGUGGUUCCGUGUGGAGAGCCGGCGCUGGUGUGCCGCUGGUCGCCCGUGCGUCGUGCGGCGCGGACUUCGCCCCCCGCGCCGUCUGCUUUGCAGCACGCCCCUCGGCUUCUGCUGGCGGUGGCCACGCGGAGAUCGCUGCUGUUGUACGACACGCACCAGAAAGCGCCCGUCGCGCUCAUCUCAAACAUACACUACACCAGGAUCACAGACCUUUCGUGGUCUUCCGACGGCCUGACCCUAGUGGCCUCCAGCACUGACGGUUUCUGCUCCGUCGUCAGUUUCACCGAGGAAGAGCUGGGCGAGGCGCUCACCACCGCGGACGCCGUUAGUGCAGAGCCGAUGGAAACGGAGGAACAGAAACAUAACCAAGAAACUCCUAAACAGAGACACGCUGAGGCGAAACCCAUAGAAGUCAAGCGGAGGCCGUCCUCGAACAACACCAAAAUAGACGCCUUCAUUAAGUUUAAAACUCCCGAAGAUAAGUCUCCGAAGAAGAAGAAGAUCGAAAACAUUCAGCAGAAGACGCCCGUCAAGAUGGACGUCCUCAUGGAGACCGCGCUGCCAUCCUGGUCUGACAACUCCAGCAACGACCUCAUCAGACCCAAGGACACGGAGACCGCGACCCUCGGCGACGAAAAUGACGUCACCGUCAUAGAGGACAGCGAGGACAUCCAGCUGGUCUACGAGGAGACCAAGGACGGCCAGUCGCCCAAGACGGAACCCUCGGAGGAAAAACCUGCUCCCAAGACGAUGUCUCCCAAACAAUGCGGCACGGCCGACAGCAACUUCCUAAUGAAGGCAAAGAUCACCGACAUCAGGGAGCCGGCGCCGCUCACCGCCGUGCCGAGUCCCAAGGCACCGCGGAGAGUCAGCUUCGUGACGCUGUCGAGUCCUAAGAGCACGAAAAAAAAUAAACUUUUAUUGUUGGAGCCCCUGCGACUGUUAUCUCCACACGGUCUCCAUCGACGGAUCGAACUGAACGUUGAUAACGUCAAUGAUUGCCUAGCACCAGUCUGA
Danaus plexippus (monarch butterfly) is the source of this 2006-nucleotide messenger RNA. RefSeq names its product chromatin assembly factor 1 subunit B. Gene Ontology annotation, biological process: DNA replication-dependent chromatin assembly; nucleosome assembly. Gene Ontology annotation, molecular function: protein binding. The coding region runs from base 141 to 2006 and encodes 621 amino acids. NCBI's taxonomy places the organism in Eukaryota, Metazoa, Arthropoda, Insecta, Lepidoptera, Nymphalidae. The transcript is spliced from 9 exons. The record is from RefSeq and is a predicted model, not a curated record. Gene Ontology annotation, cellular component: nucleus; CAF-1 complex.